Molecule: messenger RNA, 894 nt
Organism: Spea bombifrons (plains spadefoot toad)
Lineage: Eukaryota; Metazoa; Chordata; Amphibia; Anura; Pelobatidae
Gene: LIM2
Product: lens intrinsic membrane protein 2
Exons: 5
Coding region: 151-672 (173 amino acids)
Cellular component (GO): plasma membrane
Molecular function (GO): structural constituent of eye lens
Source: RefSeq, a predicted model, not a curated record
GGGGGUAUGAGCAUCGAAUGGGGGUUUUGGAAAGCAGCCUAGUGUGGGUCUUUUUCGGAAUUGCGCGGUGUAGAAGACACAUCUGGCAGCUCACCUCUAGCUUGGACACCUAACAACAGGCACCAUACUUGAUCCUCACUUACUGUCGAGAUGUACAGUUUCAUGGGAGGAGGCCUCUUCUGUGCCUGCGUGGGCAACAUAUUGUUGGUCGUGUCAACCGCAACCGACUACUGGAUGCAGUAUCGAUUGUCGGGGGCCUUUGCUCACCAGGGCCUUUGGAGAUACUGCGUGACCGGAAAAUGCUACAUGCAGACCGAAAGCAUUGCUUACUGGAACGCCACGCGGGCCUUCAUGAUCCUGUCCACCUUAUCCUGCUUUGCUGGCAUCAUCGCUGGAAUCCUCUCUUUUGCCCACUUUUCCACUUUCCAACGAUUUAACAGAUCCUUCGCAGCUGGGAUAAUGUUCUUUAUUUCAACCCUGUUUAUUCUGCUAGCCAUGGCUAUCUACACUGGAGUAACGGUUAAUUUCCUGGGAAAGCGCUUUGGCGACUGGCGAUUCUCCUGGUCCUACAUCUUGGGUUGGGUGGCUUUGCUUAUGACCUUCUUUGCAGGGAUUUUUUACAUGUGCGCUUACAGAAUGCACGAGUGCCGGCGAGUGUCUGGACCGCGUUAAUUCACCAAGAUCAUGGACAAAGACAAAAAAAAAACACCAAAAAAUGUCUCAAUCAAGAAAAAAAGAACAGGAAAGUGGCAGCUCGUAUCGACCCUUCAUUAUACUUUUUAGUUUGGCCCUUCGGCAGUAAGGUGACCCUUAAUCAUGAACAUUGGAUGAAAAGUUUGAACAACCAAGCAACUGAUUGAAAUCGAUUCCUAUAAACCGCUUCACUUUUAUUAA